This is a messenger RNA of Clupea harengus (Atlantic herring), 1022 nucleotides long. Its product is annotated as tetraspanin-8-like. The record is from RefSeq and is a predicted model, not a curated record. Gene Ontology annotation, cellular component: plasma membrane. Lineage: Eukaryota; Metazoa; Chordata; Actinopteri; Clupeiformes; Clupeidae.
GGGAGCUUACGGGGCAUUCAGACAAGUAAAAUGGAUGCUGAUCGUGUUCUUGGUGCUGAUGUGUGUUGGCUUUCUGUUCCUGGUCCGGAUUGCAGUAGUCUUGGUCAUGAUGGUUAAAAGCAUCACUGAGGAACAGCUGCAUGCACUGUUGCCAUUGGAUAAGACUUCUAUGGAUUUCCGGUCAAUUAUGGAUGGAUUCCAGUCUUCGAUGGACUGCUGUGGUCUUUUCAACGGAUACGAGGACUGGAAUGAGAACGUGCCCGAAUCCUGCAACUGCCCUCCCCCAGAGGAGACAAUGACAGAUGUCUGUGUGGUUAUUCCAGGAAACUAUCUCGAGGCUUUCUUCUCCCAGCGUAUGGUGUACAGCCAGUCGUGUGGCCCUAUUCUCCUGACCCUCCUGAAGACAGCGUUUGAUGGUGUGAUGGGCGUCUUCUUUGGGCUGACCACUUUGACUGUUUUGGGCAUUGCGAUCUCCAGCUGUCUGAUUGCUCGGAUCAACAAGAACAGAAUUGCAGGAGUUGUGCUUGGACCUACCUUGGUCUUUAGCACCUCACCACCCAAGUACAACGAGCUGGUCAAUGAACCGUACCAUUAGUUCCUUCUUGCCCCUGGAGGUACAUGGUGGCACUUGCUGUAUCGCUUGAUUUGGGCAGUGAUCUUUUCUUGGCAGGAUCACUGUAAGUAAUUGAUUCAUUAGUCACUUAAUCUACAUCUUACGCCUCUUUGCACAAAGUUAACGGUAUCUAAGCACAAAUUCAAUAUUUCAAUCAAGAAAUUAUAACAUAAAUAGGUAGUUCAUGCUUAGCCAUCUCGCUUUGCUCACAUGUAUGAAUCAACAACUGAAUUAUGAAAAUUGAGGAAAGAAUGUUUUUAUGGUUUGUAUGUUUUCUCAUUUUUGGGGCUUGACUGCAUUUUGGCAGUAUAUUUUAUAUUUUUUCACUUUUGUUUGAAAAGACUGCAGAUUCCAAAAAAAGAGGGAAUGUGUAUUUUGUAUUUUUCUCAAAUAAAAUUACUGUAACAGA